Hermetia illucens (black soldier fly) is the source of this 3055-nucleotide messenger RNA. RefSeq names its product transmembrane protein 268. The coding region runs from base 586 to 2064 and encodes 492 amino acids. Lineage: Eukaryota; Metazoa; Arthropoda; Insecta; Diptera; Stratiomyidae. The transcript is spliced from 5 exons. The record is from RefSeq and is a predicted model, not a curated record.
UCGUAGCAAGUACUCCUCCAGUGACAGCGGAGCGCAGAAAACUUUGGAGCUUGGAGCAACUUUUCACCGUGGCCGUCGACUGAAACGUUGCCGUUCUGCUGAGUGCAAGGUGUGACACGGCGCCCAAUUCUACUUGUUUUUCGUGAUUGCUAGCGGACGCCAGGUUCCGUUUGUUCCUUUACUAAUUUUUUGGGCAGAAGGUUCCUAGCAAGUGUUCUGUCGCGUGCCUGAAAUCGAUAGUUAAUGCGUGUGGUCUGUGUUCCGUAGCAGAAUCCAGAGGUGUUGUACGAAUGGAGGAUUCCUUAAAGAUGUUCACCACGUAAUCAAGUCGGUCAUUGCCAAGAUCUCAAGAGUGCCAAGAAUUCUGAGACGAUUAGGCGUAGUCGUGGUUGGUUGGUGCCGGGACCGUUCAUUUGCCCAGCUCGAAAGUGCCGCGUUCUGGUUCAGUGGCGAAAGUCGUGUCGGUGUCGUUCUAGAUUGCCUUUCCCAAAAACGUUCUGUGACCGGAUUCCGCGACUUUGAAACCGUGGCUUGUGCCGCUUUCCAAGUGUGGUCUGAAUCGGAAGUAUCAAAUUCGAAUUCGCAAUGAACUCGACGAAUCCAACAACGGUGGCGGGUGGCGACGAGCCGGAUCGCGUCCCGAACACGGCCAUUGAGUUAUCAACCUCACCAAACUCCAAUGCACAUUCCAUCAGUCUCCCGCCGCCCAACCGUGCAAUGAACACCUCGAAACCGACCCCAGGCGACCAAGCUAAGGCAAACUGGGUGCAAUUCGAAGAAGACGACGAUGAACGGAAUCACGCACCGCCCGGAGUUGGGGCUGGGUCCCCACAGAACAUUGCGCUGCAGUCAGUAGCCGCCGGAACCCCCAACAGACUCGAGACAGUGACGACCGUACCGCAGAGACCUCAUUCACCUGCACAGAACAACAAGUCUUCCCCGUCACCACUACAAGACGUUGCACCUGCUGUUCUGGCAACUGAAAGUGUUCAUGUAAAUUUGAAUAAUAGCAGUAAUACUUCAGCUAGUCCACCGAAAAUUACCAAUACCACCACUACAAGUGGACCUACUCGUGUAAAUGCAUCUACCCAGAAAAAUGCAGCGGUAUCACCAAUUACAACCCCUCCUCCAGCUGCAUCUGACAUGAGUCAGAUGAGAACCAUUGAAUUGUCGACGGGUCGAGUGCGAGAAGGAUUCGCGAACGGAGAUGUUAUCGUUACUUUGUUACCAGUCAAUACAAAAUGGCCUUGGAUUACCCCUGCUGUGUUUCGUCCUGAACUUGUUCCAGAAGAGCUCAUGGCACAAGGGCUUACGUUGACCGUAGAAGAAUAUGUGAACGCCAUGGAGACUCUCGUGAACGACUACCGUUUCACUUUAUAUAAUGUUUGUUACAAACGGGUUCUCGUAUGUUGGAUAUUAUUCGCCUUCUGUGUCCUGCUGGCAUUACUCUUCUCAGGAUUGCAAGGAAUCGCACUAUUCUCAUUGGGUGUUGGUUGGCUAUUUCUCAAUGCUGCCGCCAUUUUUCUAUGCAUGUGGAUUAAAUUGAAAUUAUCACGAGGCUUGGAGAAGUGUUUGGCUCGUGUUAAUAAACAAUUGGCGCGACAUAAGAUUCUUUUAGUCCUGGAUGAUAGAGGACGAAUAUCUUGUCACAAAGUUAAUUUAUGUUUCCUGUAUUUCGAUCCAGCUCAAUGUGUUGCAUAUUUGAAUUCAUUUCUUGAUAGAAGCGAACAGAAUGGAACAACAAUUCAAGCAGGUUGGGAAGCGCGACUUGAUUUGGAUGUAAGCGAUAUUGUUAUACAGGGCAGUAAUCCGACAAGACUAUCACGAAAACAGGCAAUAGCACAAGAAAUUCUUUUGAGCUACUUACAACGUUGGGGUAAAGAUUUUCUAAGACGACGCCUAGAUUGGACUGUUAACGAGGAUGGUACACACGAGAUGCCUCGACAUUUAAUGUCAUCGAUAUGUCCUUGUCAAUAUGUUGAAGAGAUAUUAAAUAAUAAGAUAAAAGCACAAUUGAAACCAAAUUGUUGUGGCCUUAUUACAAUUUGUAAAGAUUUUUGCUGAUUGAUCCUAUCAUAUCAUAAUAUGGAAAUCGUUAAUUGUAAAAUUUUAUGAUAUUUUUCUAAGAUGUAUACAUGUUUGUUGAAAUUUUACAAUAGGAUUAAUCGAGAUGAAAGUGUUAAGUAGUUUCUUAUAAUGUGAGAGUAAUUUUUAAACCCUAUAUACUAUAUACAUACCUAUAUAUAUAUUACAUUUUAAAGACAUUUGAUAUGGGAAACAUUUCUAAGGGCAAACAAUGUUCUAUUGUAUAAGAGAGAUGAAUUAUUAAAUAUCAAGAUAUCUUUAUGAUAUAAUUAGCAGUGCGGAAUAUAUCUGUUGCAGUUAUGUGCCGUAUUUUAGAUAGUAACCUUAUGUAACUCGUACAUAUUUGUGGCAAAACCUUUCAAAAGACAUUUUAUCAUAUAACUGAUUCUUUUCUUAAUUUUUCAUUCACAUAUUCACGAGCAUCACAAGUUUCUCUAUUAUCUUAUCUCGUCCGAAAUUUUUUAUCAUCUUCACCUAAACUAUAAUUUUAAAUAUCAUCUCAAUUAUUAAUUACUGUAGCACUUUCACAAUCAUACCUGAUGGCUCUGAGAUGUUUUAGUAUAGUAAAGAGGGUGUCGUUCUCUCGAAAAUCAUUAGGACGUUUCAUUUCAAUUUGCGUAUGGUCGCAUGCAAUCAAUUAAAAUCUUUUUAGUCUAGUUGACAUUCUACCUUUGAUGGUUACAAAAAGUGGUAAAAAAUCCAUAAGCAUGCUUUUGUCGGAUAUCACUUUUAAUUCAUUGAAAUAUACAAGAUUAGACUAGUCAAACAUUAUAUUCAUAGGCAAGCAUUUUAACUAAUAGUUAUUGCAAUCAUCAGACGGUAAUGAGGGUUUACUUUUAGAUCUUUAACUUUUAAUAUACGUUUGAUAGUAUACGGAAUGUAAUUAAUAGUUGUUCAACUAAUUUUAUUGUCACUAAUAAUUUUAUUUCUAUAUUAGAUACUUAUUAUUAAUCAGAGUUACUAAAACUUA